AUGGCUACAGCCCAUGGGGUUUCGACUCACCUUCAAACAGGUCCAAUGGCUGCCUCGGCGCCAAUAACAGCGAACGAGGUGCAGGAGUACGAGCGAAUUCUCAGAAUCAGCGAUGAGAUAUUCGCGGGCUCCCACCCACGUCUUAAGGUUCCCCAGCAGUUUGUGCGCAAACCUGCAACACGCAAUGGUCAGGCUGGCUUAUUUGCCCAGCAGCAUGUGAAGAACAAGCCUCUGGCGCAAAAAGCGUCAGAGAAUGCACUGUUGCAAGUAGGGACGCGUUCUCCGAACACCACUCAGGGCCCCAGGUCUGGGACUGCGCUAUCGACUGCCUCCGCAAUUUCCACACCUCCCUCAACCCGCUUGACUUCCAAAACUGUUUCAGAAAUCGAUCCUAUAUUCCUGACUAAAUCCGACGAUCUAGUCAGGGCCGAACUUCAGCUUCAACGGCAGAGACUGGAGAGGACACUGCGUGAUAAACUGGAACAGAAAAAAGAAAGCAAGCAAAAGCCUGCGCUGUCGGACACAAGACCCGAAUUUGAUGUCUCGGAGGUGUUCCAAAAAGCUCUCCAGAUGGUGGCACCCGUUUCGCUGAGUGAACCUUCUGAGGCGAAUGGUGACUCCUUCGACGAGAACUCAUUCUACUCUAGUAGAGCACCUGACUCCCCAGACGGAGGUCAGCAAAAGCUUUCUCCAGUCGCACCGGCUCAGCCGGUUGGUCUCUCCACACGUGUUCCUGUAGAGACUUACGCAGAUGAGUUACAGCGACUUGAAACUCUGAACCGACCUGGCUCGGAUCAGGAAAUGCGCGAUGCUUACCCUGUUGCUGACCAGCGUGCCCCCUCCUCUCAAAAACAGCCAUCGUCCGCUCAAGCGGAAAUUUCCCGUCGACUGCAUGAGUCGCAACAGUUGGAGGCUCUGGAAGAACCAGAAUACUCCCCGCCGGCUCCAGUAGCUCCGCCAAUCAACCCCAGGUACUAUGAGCAGGGAGUAGCAAAUGGUGAUCGCCGAGGCAGAAACGCCGAUCGAAACCGGGCCACACAAGUACCGACAUCUCCCGCGGACGUGACCAUUGUCCGCCAGAACCACAUCACAUCGCCCGCAGCACCCCGUCCGUCGCGAGUCUCGCCUUUGGCUGUAGCCAAGGUACCUUCUGUCCAGCAAGUCCCUGUCCAGCGAAGUCGAGAUGAGAGGCUUGAGCAUGCGUCAGCCCAGGUGAUUUCUGACCCAGACUCCGGCCUUGAAAGUCCCAAUGGACAAGUGCCUCUUCUCACCUCACGAAAGCGAAGAAGACUACAGGAGAGAGGGGAGGGGGCUCGUAACGUGUCUUACAGACGACAGGAUGUGGAACCGUCCGAUAUCUAUAUUAAAGAGGAGCCAAUAUCUCCUCCGCCAUUCGCCGAUGAUCCCAGCAUGGUUCGAAGCCGGCACUCCGAUCAGCAGCAACCGGUGUACAUCGACAUUGCAUCGCCACAGUACACGCCGGUACUCGAGCGGCAAGAACUCCCAACUCGCAGGCCAGUCUACGAAAAUGAUCCACACUACGAAUUCCCUCAGUCCCGUACAACCUCUCGGCUUGGCACCAGGCGCCCUGCCCGAGAGGAUGGUGAUCUUCGAAGAGUCGCAAGCUUGCAGUAUGCCAGACAGUCAGACUAUCCCCGCGAGUACAUCGAAGCCGAUCCCCAUGGCAGCCGCGCGACGUCGUACGCUGUCAUGGAACGGCCUCAAGAACGUUCCAGAUACUACGAAGAACUCCCCUCUGGGUAUGGGCCUCAGUACAUCACCCUGGAUGACCCGCAGCAGCCCGUCUACCGGGAUCCGUAUUACGAAGAAGCGCCCCCUCCGCGAGCCAUGCCUGCGCCUCAACGGCGUUUUGUGGUCGACGAGCAUGGAAAUCAAUACGAAAUGAUCCCCACGUCGCGACCUCAGCCAAUGGCUCCUCCUCCCCGCCCGAUCUCUCAAAUGCCGAAAGACGUCUAUGACGACCGAGGCCCUGUUCGCACUGCCGGCGUCCGCGCCCCGUCUGUCGUCCAUGAUCCCUAUGUCGAACGCCGAUACAUGCCGGAGAUGCCCCCUCCUCAGCCAGUUUACCGACGUGUCGCUUCGGACUAUGCCCGCCCUGUUGCCGGUGAAAGACGAACAUACGCCGCCCCUAUGGAGAGCCAUGAUCCAUAUACCCGCGGUGGCAGUGUUCAAGUCGCCGAGUAUCUUCCUCGACGUCAAACCUACGUAGAGGAGCAGCCAAUUCCCCAGGAGAGAGUGAUUCGGACAGCCAGUGCCCGGCCCCAGCAAAGUCGGUAUGAAGAGCCCCACCAUGAGAUCGUCCAACGUGUCGGAAGUGUCCGGCCUGCUGGUCCUAGUCGCGAUGUCAGCGUCUUCCUUGACGACAGGCAAAUGGGCGAGUACAUCGAGCGUCCGUACUACGUCCGAGAGCGACGGUAUUUCGAAGGCGAGGAUGGAAAUCGCGUGGCGAUGGAUGGAACUGAGUCGGUUCAGCGUGUUCCGCAGCGCUAUUGA
This is a messenger RNA of Penicillium atrosanguineum, 2514 nucleotides long. RefSeq lists its product as uncharacterized. The transcript has a single exon. Bases 1 to 2514 code for a protein of 837 amino acids. Lineage: Eukaryota; Fungi; Ascomycota; Eurotiomycetes; Eurotiales; Aspergillaceae. The record is from RefSeq and is a predicted model, not a curated record.